This is a messenger RNA of Ostrea edulis (European flat oyster), 5773 nucleotides long. Its product is annotated as protein split ends-like. Lineage: Eukaryota; Metazoa; Mollusca; Bivalvia; Ostreida; Ostreidae. The coding region runs from base 123 to 4751 and encodes 1542 amino acids. The record is from RefSeq and is a predicted model, not a curated record. The transcript has 5 exons.
UUAGAGUGCUUCCGAAUUAGCGCAUACUCAAAACUAAUAUCCGCAAAAGAUAGCGGCAAAAUUGCAUUAUAUACGACUGCUUAGUGGAGAAAAUGUAAACAAAGUUUAACACCUUGGAGAGGAUGGAAGAGGAACAUUCUGUAGAUAUAUAUGCAGAUUUGGUGGAUGAAAAGAUAAAUACUGAUGCACAAGUACUUGGCACUGGCACCACAAAGGAACCAUCUGCUGUGGGCAGUGUAGACGAUGCCAGUAGAUUAACCACCUUUGACCUGUACGAUGACUUGAUAACCGAUGAGGGUUUGCAACAUCAAGCAUCACUCAAGGAGUGGAGUGAGAAAUACCAGACAGCAUUGAAUACCAUAAGUGACUUAGAGAGGCAGUUAGAAGUAACGAAGAAACAGCAGACAUUCUACAGCGAGAAGUGCCAAACACUAGAAAAGAACAUUUCACUGCUGUAUGUCACAGCUAAGGCGGAGUUAGGGAGGAAAGAUGCCCAAAUUGAGGAAUUCAGAAAGGAACUGAGGUCCAGGGAUUUUAGAUGGAAGCCAGACUGCACCAAAUCUCACUUUGUUAAUGCUUGGACAGAGGACGAAAUUCAUACAAGAAGCAAUGGGCAUAGUACUAAGGCUAGAGAAUGUGUUGGAGAAAAACUGUUGAAAGACAAGCAUCAUAAGGAAUCCAAAAACUCUCCCAGGAAAAGGAAACUCUUAAGUUCGUGGGAUGAUGUUAAAGACAAUUCCAAGAAAAGAUUAAAGAGAGAUGAGUCUACUUCUUCUAAAGGAAUUCUCCUACACUCUGAAAAGUCCAGGGAUGGAUUAAUAUCGGCUAGAAAACUUGUAGAGAAGAGCUUAAAGGAUUUAAGAAACAGAAAAUCCAGUGAGUUCAAGAGGUCUUCAAAGGACCAUUCAGUAUCUGUGAUUGAAGGAGACCUUCCUGGGGAAAGUUCUGUGAAAGUUAUCUCAAAACUUCAACAGUCUUCUGAUCAUACUUCUAAACAGAGAAGUAAGUCAGAAAAAGUGAAAGACAAUAAGGAAAAUAUAUAUCACUCAGAAAGUGACCCAAGUUUCAAAGGUUUAAUAGAGAGUCACACAGGGAAUCCAAGGGAAAAAUCGUCACAAGAACGGGUCUGCUCAACUUCUGAAUCAUCUUGCAGCAAAGUUGGUCAGUCCACAUCUGAAACAAAUGAUAGAUGUACAGAAAAAUAUCCUUGUAGAGAAAGGGUGGAGAGAAGUAGAAGUGAAAAGGAAAGGGAAAGAAAAUACACAGAGAAAAAGCAGUUGGAUAAAUCUGGGAGACCAAGUCAAGAAGUACAUGAAUUGGAAAGGAAAGAGAAAUACAACAGAAAGUCUUGUGUUGCAGUUUCUAAAAUCGAUGGAAGGCAAUCAAAAAGACAUUCAGAAAGAGACUCUCAGAAAAAUUCCGAGGCUCUCACAGACUUCACACUUCAGGGACACACAGAUACAAAGGCAAAGUAUACAGAUUUAAGAUACAAACUGCAAAGAAAAAAUAAACAUGGAUCGAAAUACCAUAAGCAUGAUACAUUACCAGACAAAGAAAUGAAAGAGGGCCAUAUAGAGCAACACAAUUCCAAAAGAUUCAAGCCUGACAGAAUCAAAUCUAAUGAAAAAGAGGAAUGUGUAUCAUUUUCUCUCAGGAACUCUUUAUCACCAAAGCAAGAUAAAUCUCAAGUAGAAGGAGAAUCAGACAAUAUAUCAAAUUCAAAUACUAGUAUUGAGGGAGUGUGGUCAGAUUUCAUCACAGAGAACUCUAAGCAUUAUCAAGAACCAUGCUCCAAUAGUGACUUUCAAAACAUUUCUAAAGGAAAGGAGUGCGAGACAGAAAACUGUAAUGCAGAUGAUCUACUUCUUGGUUUAUUAUGGAAAGAAAAGAGACCAUUAACGCCAAAACGAAAAUGUGAAAAGAAACCUGUAACUCCAAAACAAAGUUAUGUACAGAGUGGAAGAGCUGAAGUGUCAGCGGUAACAUGUCUUGAAGAAGCAAUGGUGAGAGUGAAUGAGGAAAAGAUUUCGAAAUAUGCAAAAGCAUCAAACAAAGAAAAGGGGGCAUUAUCAAACAUAGGAAGCGAUAGUUCAAAGAUGGAUGAUUUCAAAGAGCAUGAACGUGAUGUUACAUCAAGUCUUUUGUCCAAAGUGUCUCAGGGUGAAAUUGAAGCUGCAAAAAAGCUCAAAAUGUGUCCAAAAAAUAAACAUUCAAGAUCACAUCAGUAUCCAAAUCUUGAUCUUUGUAGUGCAGAAGACAAUAAUCCAUUCAAUGUGUUUAUAGAGGAGUUGAUAUCAAUAGACCAUAGAAAUGAAAACCCCAAUGCAAAAUAUAACGAAGUUAGUGCCACCACAGACAACAUUAUUGAUCCAUUACAUGUUACUAAAGAUGGAAUUAAAGACUGUGAACAUUCCAAAGUGAAAAUACCAGAUGCACAGGAUAAUAGCGCAAGUUGUUUUGAUAUAAGAAUUCAUGUAUCUGAGAAAGAAAUGAAUGAUUUGCUUGGCUGUGAAUCGAACAUGAGUGAUAGAAUUACAACAGCACAACUGAGUAAAAAGCAAAGUGAAACCCGAAAAAAUCAAAAAGAAGUUUCAUCAAGGACCAAAUCUCAGAUUUGUAACAUUAAGUCGUCCAACAAGAAAAAUGAAAAGAAAUCCAAUGAUGCUGAGAGAAAGCACAGCAAGGGAAUGAAACAAGAAAAUGAAGCUCCAAAAUCAAAGCCAGUGUUGAAGCUUCCACUUGACACAAAACAGGUGUUUUCAGAGAGUAUUGUUUUCAAGGAGACUAAAAAGCUGAAGUCUUUGAGUGAAAAAGUGUAUGUGUCUGUGAAAGGUACAAAAAUAGUACUAAAAUCUGAGGCUUUGAGAUCAGAAGAUAAAAAGCCUUGUCCAAAGAACAGCCUGUCUAAAAAAGAAUAUGAUGCAGAUCGGGAAUUUCUUAACCAGUUAAAAACAAAAUACUCGAAGGAACAAUUAAAGAAUUGUCAAAAACAAAAAUCUGAAAUGAAAGACUGUCAAGCUAGUCUUAUAAAGGAUGACGAGAAGACAAAAGAAUCUCCAGAGAAACACAGUACAUGUACUGUAGAGAAGUCGGAGCACCAGGACGAUUGCAAAGAAGAUAAAACUCUACAGAGAUGUGCUUCAGAAGAUCAAGAACUUUUGCAAGACACAAACAGUUUUUGUGACAAUAGUGAAAUAGAGAUCAAAAACACAUCUUAUCACUCGGACAACAUUGGAAACAGCACAGAUAAAACUAACGAUGAAGGAACAAAUAACGAAGAUGAUGAUCAACAAAAAGGUAUUGAUUGGAAAGUGAAGAUUAAAGAAGCUGGUGUGGAAAGGGGUGCCAGGGAUCACAUGACUGAUCUUAUCUUGGAGCAAAAUGAAACUUCUGCAAAUGGGAAUGAUUUCAACUGCAUUUCUCAGCAAGAAUGUAAUUCAAGUGAAAAAUCCUUCUUAAUGAAAUCAGGAAGUGGGGGUCAAAUGUUAGAGGAACCCAUGGAAAUAGGAGCAAGAGCCACCCAACCAUUACAGCUGGCAUCUCAAUGUUCGUCAGUGUCAAUUGACUUUAUACGCAACAGUAUCAUGAAAAAAAUAGAAGAAAAGGAAAAAGUCCCUGGGAAUAGCGAUGACAUGGAUUUAUUUUCUGUGAAUGACCAGACAAAUUUUGAACUUGCGGAUCCCAUUAAUGAAAAAAUACAUUUUCCAGUUAAAGAUGUGUCGAAGUUUAAAACCUGUUUAUCAAGUAAACCAACUCAGGAAGAACAAGUGCAGUCACCAACAAAAUUAACUUCCCCAAUAGAUGGAGAUGGAAAGGGUAAAGUAUGUAGGGAACUGCACACAGAAACUGAAAGUAUUACAGAGUUUUUUGAUGAAAAAAGCCAACUAGAUAUACGUAAUACCAUUUCGUUAAGAGCAAAAGAUGGAAUAAGUGUGAGAAAACAAUCCUUUGAUAAAGUAAGUGAAGUUGAUGAAACUGAUGAGAAUGUUUGUUCAGUAGUGGAAUCUGGGAUGGAGGUUGAAGGUAUAGAAGUGUCUGACCGAGAAAGUGACUUUAAGGCAACUCUCCAAAAUAGUGAAUCAGAAGAAGGCGAGGUUCAUUCAUCAGAUAGUGAAAGUGAUUACAGAGAGAAUGGAAAUAAAAAACCCAGGCGGAAAUCAUCAAGGGAUUCCCAUUGUCGGAGUGAAAAAGAAUCGAGUAAAAGAAAAAAUCAUUCUUCUAAGCACAGGUCAAAUUCCAGCUCAAAAACAAAAGAAAGGAGAGACAAGGAAGUUGAUAGACUCCCAAAAAAAUCUUCAGAAACUGAAAAAUCUUCAAAACCAAAAAUGUCAAGGAGAGACACUGAAAGAAAACAUGAGGUUAAAGAGGAUAAAAGAGACAGGGACUAUUUGUCAAGAGAAAAGUCACCCGUUCAGAGCAGUAGUAGAGAAAAUAGAACUGUCGAAAGGAGAAAAGUUGGUGAUUCGAAACAAAUAAUUUCACACCGACACAGCAGCUCCAAUCGCGGAAGUGAGGAGAGGGAUAGACACUCGAGAAGUCGACACAACAGCUCAGAAAGAUACGGUAGAUCUCACCAUGAUAACAAAGAUGCAAAAAUUGACAAACAUUCCCGCAUACGUCGUGAUAAUUUGGACAGAAAGACGGACAGACACACCAGCACACAUCAUGACAGUACAGAAUCAAAAUCCGUUCACAAAGAUUCAAAUAGACCACCACGAGACACCCGGAGAAAAUCAUUUACGAGGAAUUGAUAUUAUUUACGAGAAAUUCAUAUCAUUUACGAGGAAUUCAUAUCAUUUAUGAGGAAUUGAUAUAAUUAGGUAGAAUUUCAUAAAUGUUGAUGAUUUGUUAUAGUAAUUUAUGAUAAAAAAAGUUAUGGAGAAUUCCAGUUAAUGUUAGGUUAUUUUUUCCAAAUUAUACUUGGUAGGUCCUUUCAGUGUUUGUACAUUGAAUUAUUUGUUAUCAUAAUGUAUCUAGAGCAUUACUUUGAAAUGCAACUCUAAUUUACUACAUUUAGUAAAGUUGCACUAACUUCACAAAUCAGUGAUGGUGUAUGUUGUUUAGAGAUACACAUAGUGAGUACAGUACUCUUUAUUGACUGAUCUAACCUAACCAGAUGGAACUUCUUCAUUAACUCGAUAUGUUUUAUUUAUACAUCAGAAACUUUCUAUGUUUGUACUGGUUUAUACAUAUAUACCGAAUGGCAGAAUGCAUACACGAAAGAUAGCAGUUUGUACAUUUUGUACCAUUAAAGUGGAUAUAUUUUUCACAGAGUCAUUUGUACAUUAGUAUGUGAUAAAAUGGGGGCGACUUCGUUUCGUAUACUGGUUUGCACUGGACCAUUCCGUUGCAAUCAAACACAGAGUUUCAACUCUCAUAUGACGCAUUGCUACAUUUAAACUACCCAAGUAACCCUGCCUUCUGUAAGAGUUAGUGUGCUACAUUUUUGUAGCAAUAUGGCGGUCUUGUAAUUAUACUGCACGUGUGUCAAUUUUCAAAGCAUGGCUAUGAUUAGCUGGAAUAUUGUACAUGGGGGGGGGGAUGUUAAAAAAAGAACAUUUGAAUAUUUACCCUAAUACAGUAACUGAAUAUUUACCCUAAUACAGUAACAAAGUACGUACUAAGUGCAAACCGAAGUCGCACACAAGUUUAAGGGAGGUAGGUGAAAUUUAAUAAGAUGCAGAUUUCACAUAGAUGGAAAAAGACUAGAAAAAAAUUCGAUUCGACACAUUUGCUCAAUAAACUGUCGGUGUUGUAAAAAAAAAAAAAAACA